CGCGGAUGAGUGUCCUCCACGGCCCGCUCCAACCCCUCACGCGCCCCGGGGAUGCGUCCCACCCCACAGGCUUCUUCCGCGACGGAUACUGCUGGGGCUCGCCCGACGAUCCGGGGCGGCACUACGUCGGCGCGGUGGUGUCCAAGGCGUUUUUGGAGUUCAGCAAGAGCCGGGGCAACGACCUCUCGUCCCGCCGCCCCGGGUUCCGCGGGCUCUCGGAGGGAUGCAAGUGGUGUCUCUGUGUUGAGCGAUGGAAAGAGGCGUUGGUCGCGUCCGAAACGCUCGGAGGACAUGUUGUCCCGCGCGUCGACCUCGCGGCCACGGCGCUCGACACGCUGCGCGACGUCAGCAUCGAGGAUCUCGAGCGGUUCGCGCACGACCCGGCCAGCCCGCCAGAGCCGCGGUCCCCCUUCGGAUCGGGGUCGCGCGGCAGCGGCGUGCGCGGCGACAAUGUCCGGCGGAACAGCUGAUGUACUCCUGAGUGGAUGACGUGUAGCUGGAUAGUGCGAGGGGAACGCAGUCAGUCACUCUCGAGGACUGUUCGUUCCUUGGGUGCAAAGGCCACAGGAGGUGUCGCGCGUGGUGGGACAUCGGGGAGCGAGGGUGGUACUCCUUCCCACAGCCGCCCGUCGCUGGUGGACUACGGAGAGACAUGAGGAGCGGUGCUGAAGGGGCCGGAGGGGCAAGCAAAGGAGCGACUGAAGCGAAAUGUUGGUCAGAAGUUUUGCAUUCUAUGUGGUGAAUGCCAAGGGCAGCUCUGUGAGCGCCAUCACUGUGGUCUCAGAAUGACCUUCACGAGCCACCCCAGACUGGCACCGACACCGACAGGGAGGGGCCCAUGCUGUCUCUGCCUCGAUUUGGUCAUGGUAGGAGUGAGAGAUGUGCGCCUGUCAUCCCAUCAUCCCACACCUCGCCUCGUGAAAAUAUGCAUGUACAGCGAUGUCUAUGU
Molecule: messenger RNA, 949 nt
Organism: Cutaneotrichosporon oleaginosum
Lineage: Eukaryota; Fungi; Basidiomycota; Tremellomycetes; Trichosporonales; Trichosporonaceae
Source: RefSeq, a predicted model, not a curated record